Molecule: messenger RNA, 834 nt
Organism: Manis javanica (Malayan pangolin)
Lineage: Eukaryota; Metazoa; Chordata; Mammalia; Pholidota; Manidae
Gene: CDX4
Product: caudal type homeobox 4
Biological process (GO): anterior/posterior axis specification; animal organ morphogenesis; cell differentiation
Cellular component (GO): nucleus
Molecular function (GO): DNA-binding transcription factor activity, RNA polymerase II-specific; RNA polymerase II transcription regulatory region sequence-specific DNA binding
Source: RefSeq, a predicted model, not a curated record
AUGUACAGAAGCUGCCUUUUGGAAAAAGAUCCGGGCAUGUACCCGGGCACUCUAAGGAGCCCCGUGGGAGGCGGCACCGCUGGGACUGGCGGCUCUGGGGACGGUGGGAAUCCCCCAGCCUCCAACUUCUCAGUGGCCCCCGCCUACACUCACUACAUGGGGUAUCCCCAUAUGCCCAGCAUGGAUCUUCACGGGUCAUCGCUGGGGGCCUGGGGCUCACACUACAGUGCCCCUCGGGAAGACUGGAGUGCGUACCCUGGGCCUUCCAGUACAAUGGGCGCGGUGCCCAUGAACGACGUGACUUCGAGCCCCACCGCUUUUGGCUCACCGGAAUACAGCAACCUGGGUCCCGCGGGCGGUGGAAGCAGCGGUGGCAGCCUGCCAGCCCCUGCCGGCGGGUCGCUGUUCCCCAUAGACGUCGGCGCAGCUGAAGCCAGUUCGCCCAGCAGAAGCCGCCACAGCCCCUAUGCAUGGAUGCGCAAGACAGUGCAGGUGACGGGGAAAACCAGGACAAAAGAGAAGUAUCGUGUGGUUUACACCGAUCAUCAAAGAUUGGAGCUGGAGAAGGAAUUCCACUGCAAUAGAUACAUCACAAUUCGAAGAAAAUCAGAGCUGGCAGUCAACUUGGGCCUUUCUGAAAGACAGGUGAAAAUCUGGUUUCAGAAUCGCAGAGCAAAGGAGAGAAAAAUGAUCAAAAAGAAAAUCUCCCAGUUUGAGAACAGUGGAAGCUCGGUGCAAAGUGACUCUGGCUCCAUCAGCCCUGGGGAACUACCUAACACUUUUUUCACCACCUCUUCUGCUAUCCAUGGAUUUCAGCCUAUUGAGAUACAAUAG